UAAACGCGCUUUAAAUUGCAAAAUUUGCUCUUUAAAAAUAAAGUCUAUUGGAGUUGGAGAUGCUCUAAAGGGGUUAACUUUCCCGUGAAUCAAUAUGUUAUUUUUAAAUAUUUGUUAGUUUAAUUUGAUAUAUAAUCAUGUAAUUUUUCGAUGACAACUGUAAAUUCUAGUCGAGGGAUGGAAGCAGCAUUCUGGAAGAUUGGGAUGAAUGUAUGCAUACCAUGAAUGAAGUGAAAGCAAUGCUACAGAAUAGAAACGAAGCUGCCCUGGGCGUGAAAGAAAUUUAUCACACGCCUCGCCUAAACAGAAGAAAUGGCAAGCACAUGCUGGCCAAUCUACCAAAUUACGGCCAGAGCAGUGGAUGUGAAGGGGCUUCACUCUUUGAGACAGUUCUCACUUAGUCCCCAACGGAAAGAAAUUUUGGAUUAUAGCUGUGGAGGGAAGGCUCAAGUUGUAUUUAGUGUGUGACAGAACUUGGAUCAGAAAGCAAUCAUGGCAGAAAAUACUGAUAUUGAGGAUCAAGUGGAUCUUGAUGAUGAAUAUUAUUGUGAAGAAGAUGAUGAUAUUGAAGAACUCAUGGAAGGUGUAAACGAUGGAGAAGGUGAUGAGGAGAAUGGUGGAGAAGAGCAGGAGGACAUGAGAAAAUGGGAUUGUAGGAAAAUUCAGUCACCAGAGAGAUACAGAAGUAAUGAUCGCAAUGAGAGAGUGGAGUAUGAAGGAAAACCUGGUGCUAAAAUUAAAGGAGGCAAAAAGGAGAAGCAUACCGAACUUCUUGCUCUUCCGCCUCAUGGUUCUGAAGUUUUCAUUGGUGGACUUUCUCAAAAUAUUUCAGAAGAAGACUUGAGGGAGCUCUGCAAACCCUUUGGUGAAAUUUUUGAGAUAAGACUUAUGAAAAAUAGGGAUACUGGUGAAAGCAAGGGUUUUGCUUUUGUAGCCUUCAAAACAAAAGACGUUGCACAAAAGGCCAUUGAAGAGUUACAUAGCAAAGAAUUCAAGGGCAGAGCCUUACGGUGUUCAGUGUCAGAUGCUAAAUACAAAUUGUUCAUAGGUAAUGUCCCAAAGAGUUGGAGUGAUGACGACUUUAAAGAAGUCAUUGAAGAUAUUGGUCCUGGUGUAGAAACCAUAGAACUCAUAAAGGAUCCUCAAAACCCAGGCUGUAAUCGCGGAUUUUCUUUUGUUGAAUAUUUCAACAAUGCUUGUGCUGAUUAUUCUAGGUUAAAAAUGUUGACUGCAGAUUUCAGACUCGAUGGUAACAAGCCAACUGUCACAUGGGCUGAACCACAAAUGACACCAAAUCAUUCUUCUGCUGCUGCUCAGGUCAAGGCUCUUUAUGUGAAAUAUAUACCUGAAAAUACUCCAAUUGAGCAACUAAAGUCGCUCUUCCAACGCCAUGGGGAAGUCACGAAAGUUGUUAUGCCACCAUCAAAAUGUGGUGGAAAAAGAGAUUUUGGGUUUGUCCACUAUGCAGAAAGGUCAAGUGCAUUGAAAGCCAUUGAAAACACAGAAACUUAUGAAAUUAAUGGUCAGGUGUUAGCUGUCGUUCUUGCAAAGCCUCAGAUGCAGAAGAAGUUUAAUGUGGCUAAUCCUCAAAACUCCACACCAGUGUCUAAUAAUAAUAAUCAUCUAGGAUAUGCUGGAAUACCUGUUAGUCCUUAUGCCUCAAUAGCGGCUGGAUAUGGCGCAGCACCCGGAUUUCAGCAGCAGCCUAUGAAUUAUGGAAGAGGACCAAUGCCAGAAGGGAUGCAAAUGGUACCUAUGGUUCUAUCAGAUGGUCGAAUUGGCUAUGUUCUUCAGCAGCCAGGAAUACAAAUCCCACAAGUCAGGCCCUGGAUGAAUGAUAAGGGGAUCGUCGCACCAGGAACACACAGUAGCAAUGAUGAUAGUAAUCAUAAAAGGCGGUAUCGACCGUACUAGAGGUGAGGAGUGAAGCGUUGGACAAGAAGAUGAGAUAAUUUAGACAUUAGAUGCCAGGGAAAGUAGACAUUGUUCAACAAAAUUUAUCUAUUUUAACUUGAAGACAAAUUUUAAAACAAUCCUAAGUAAUCUAUAAGCUACCACCAUCAUCUUGGGUGGAUUCUCUAUCGAAUUUAAGGUUUAAGGUCUUGGCAUAAUGUAU
Messenger RNA from Olea europaea var. sylvestris, 2116 nucleotides. RefSeq names its product heterogeneous nuclear ribonucleoprotein Q-like. Lineage: Eukaryota; Viridiplantae; Streptophyta; Magnoliopsida; Lamiales; Oleaceae. The record is from RefSeq and is a predicted model, not a curated record. The transcript is spliced from 10 exons. Gene Ontology annotation, cellular component: nucleus. Gene Ontology annotation, molecular function: mRNA binding. Bases 493 to 1914 code for a protein of 473 amino acids.